Messenger RNA from Dreissena polymorpha, 480 nucleotides. RefSeq lists its product as uncharacterized. The transcript is spliced from 3 exons. Lineage: Eukaryota; Metazoa; Mollusca; Bivalvia; Myida; Dreissenidae. The coding region runs from base 1 to 480 and encodes 159 amino acids. The record is from RefSeq and is a predicted model, not a curated record.
AUGCCACCAAAACCGGCACGGAACCGCUUCAAUGGCAACGGUUAUCGACAAGACUUCCUAGAACACUGGAACUACGAUGCUGGCGUUGUCAACAAGCUGCUACGCGAGUUUGCCAGCAAGGUGCCGUGGGUUCGUGUCAUUGAACAUCCGGAAUUCCACACCAUGUUCGGAGCCAAUGUCUAUCUCCUCAGCAGAGAUGGUCUGCAUCUGACCAUAGAUGGUACGAACACGGUUGCAAGCAACAUAGAAACAGCCGUCACGUCUCUAACGAAACCAACUAGACCGACUUACCCAGGGCCUGAUACUCAGUCCAGCCGUCCCGCACCUACACAUACAACACCGACAUACGAAUAUGGACCCCGGCGUUACAGUGAUGUUCUAUCAGGUCAGGGCGUAACGUCACAUGGUGGUGGUGGGGGUGGUAGUAGGGGUGGUGGUGGUAGUGGGUGGUGGUUGUUGUGGUGUUGGCGGUGGUGGUAG